GGGAAAAGAAGAGGGGGGGGCUCCCCUUUGUUGCAUGGGGGUGUCCAGCCGGGGCUGAGGGAAGGCAGGGAGGGGGUCGCUGCCUCCCGCUGCCCCAUGGCCCUCGCUGAGGGGGCGGCCGUGCCCUACGCCGUGGAGCUGGGGCUCACCGUGCUCCACACGGCGCUCUACGCCGCGCUCUUCCUCUUCGCCUACCUGCAGCUCUGGCUGCUGCUCUACUACCGCGAGCGGCGGCUGAGUUACCACACGCUCUGCCUCUUCCUCUGCCUGCUCUGGGCAGCCCUCAGGACCACCCUGUUCUCCUUCUACCUGCAGAAUUCCCUGCAGGCCCUCCGCCUCCAGCAGCCCUUCGCCCACUGGCUCCUCUACUGCCUGCCCGGCUGCCUCCUCUUCUCCAGCCUCUGCCUCCUCAACCUCUAUUUCGCUGAGGUCAUAUUCAAAGUGAAAUGUGCAGCUGAAUUCAACAAGUACAAGGUCCUGCUGUACCUGGGCUCCAUCCUCACCAGCCUCCUGUUCCUGGUAGUGAAUUUAACCUGUGCAAUGCUGAUCCAUGGUGAGGUCCCAGAGAAGCAGCUGAGGUGGACAGUCCUGGCCCGGGCUCUGGUCAAUGACAGCCUCUUCAUCCUCUGUGCCAUCUCCCUGGCCUGCUGCAUGUGCAAACUGGGAAAGAUGUCUUCAGCCAAUGUCUACCUCGAGUCCAAGGGAACAUCUGUCUGCCAGGCUAUUCUGGUGGGAUCUGUAGUGGCCCUCCUGUAUUCCUCGAGGGCUUGCUAUAACCUGGUAGCUGUGGCCAUAUCUCCAGACAAUGUUCCUGGUCCUUUUAACUAUGGCUGGGACAACCUUUCAGACAAGGUGCACGUGGAGGUGAGCAGUGAGGAGUACGUGGUGUUUGGAGUGGUCCUGUUCCUCUGGGAGCUGGUGCCAACCACCUUCGUGGUGCUGUUCUUCCGUGCUCAGAGACUCAGCCAGAACCUGACUCCAGCAGGGAUGGUCAACAGCCACAGCUACAGCUCCAGGGCUUAUUUCUUCGACAAUCCCAGGCGCUACGACAGCGACGAUGACUUGUCACGGCUCGGGGCCAGGGAAGGAGGCUUGGCCACCCCUCAGUGCUCGGGCUGCUACGGCUCCCUGGCUGGCACGGACAGCGGCGGCGCUGCGGACAGCGCGCCCUUGCUCUGCGCCGCCGGCGGCUCGGAGAUCAACCACCACCAGCACAGCUCCCACCCUGCCCCGCACAACUGAGGAGGCUCCCUCUCUUCCCAGAGUGGCACUCAUGUAUAGGAUUGUAACCUGGUUUUCCUCUUUUCCUCCUCUUCUCCCCCUGAAGCAUCUAACUCAUGACACAAACAUUCCACUAGCUGCCGCAGCGGCGCGCGGGACUGAGCCCAGGGCUGCAGGCAGUUGAGUCAGAGAACUGUGACUUUAAGGUACCAUGUAGCAAAGUGAAGCUGAACUCUCUGGAAGCUUUUUUUUUUUCCUUGGUCUGGUCUUCAAGAUGUUGGCAGCUAAAUGCACCAGAGCUUCCUCACUAGAAAAGAAACAUCAAAUGCAUAUUUGCACUUUUAUCUGCACACUUGGAAGGAACGAAUCUCGCUCGGGCUGUGCUUGGCCUGAGACUGUUCUAGUUACUCUUUUAAUUGCACAUCCAGAGCUGGGAGAGGCACUGUCUUCCUGCAAAGACGUGUUCCCUGAAGGACUCUGCAUCCUGCCUCCCUGGGAGUGGGGGGCUCUGUCUGGGCUGGAUGCUCGAGUUUACUGUGCCAUAUUCCCACCUGGCAGGGCUGGGUGAGGCCUCGGGGCUUGGGGGGGGUCUUGCUCUGCCUGCUGGUCCCACCUGGCUGCUGCCCUGUCCUAGCUGGGCCUGUGGCUCAGAGCUGAGUGAGGUCAGUGUUGCUGCUGGCCUUGUGACCACCCUGCUGGCCCGUGGCACAGGGACAGGGCUGGCUUUUCCCUGCAGGCUCAGCAGGGGUGUGUGUGCAGGAAUGUGUGACUCCAGGGCUGCUGCACCCCCUGGGUGCUGGGAGUGGCCCUGCUCCCCCCUCCUCCUUGCCCACAGUGGGGCUCCCCUCAUCCCCCUCAGUAUUAAAUUGCAUUUAGCAGAUAACCAAGAGUUUUAACCUGAAGUGAAUGUGAACUGCUGGGUUCCCCACUGAGGUGCAGGGGUGUGUGGCUGCCUGUGGAACGUUGCUGUUGCAGAGGGAAGGGGCAGAAAUCGCAGGGAUCUGAUCCUUGGGCUCCUUGCUCUGCCCUCCCCGUGGAGCUGGGGCCUCCCAGAGCUGUGGAGUGCACAGGGUGGGAGUGCUGGGUCAGGCUGGGACAGGUCCCUCUGUCUUUCCUUAACCAAAAUAGCCAAGUUUGACCUGGCCUGGGCUCUUUGGAGAUGAGGCUUGGUGUUAUUCCUGGCUUGUCCCCGAGCCAGCUGUGGGGAUGAGCAGAGCAGCUUUGGAUAAAGGCACUGGUGCAGGGAGGAGCUGCUCCAGGCCUGGAGUGACACUGGGGCCAGGGAAUGCUGUGCUGGGCCAGCAGCUGAGGGACACCCUUCAGUGGUGAGAGCUGUGAGAGGAAAACCCAAUCCUGGGGCAUCCUCUCCUCAGCCCUGGGACUGUGCUGAGCUCGGUGUCACUGUCCCUGAGUGUGGCCUGGGCUCUCCCUGCUCACCUCCUGCACUUGUGCUGGCCCAAAAAAAGCAGCAAGUCCUGGUUUGGUUUUUUUUUUUUUUUUGGAGAGGGCAAAGAUGGCAGCUCUCAGCACAGCCCUUGCUCGAGUCCCUGGGCCAGAGCUCCACCCUGGCUGCUCCCCUGACUGUGGCAGGAACAGGUUGCUCCAUCUCAAUCCCUGCUUGGCUUGUGGUGAAGCUGCUGAAGGGCCAGGCACUGCCACCCUUCCUUCUGCUCCCAUAAGUCUCCAAAGACAGCAAGUGACACUCGUGGCCCCUGUUCUUGCUUAAAUUCCAAAGCACUAGGAGCACUUUAAGUUUUACUUUGGAGGGAAAGGAGUGUAGUGCAAAAAACGAUUAAAAUAAAAAAGAAUAAUUAAAAAAACCUACAAAAUCCAAGGGCUACAGGCUCAUUGUUCCUCUUGCACUGAAGCACACACCCACACUAUGAUCUUCCUGGAUGAUUUGGGAUGGCAGUCAGGGCAGUGAGCUCGUUGCUGAUGGACCCCUGAGUGUUUGGGUUUCCCUCCUCUGUCCCCUGGGUCCCAACUGAGGCUCCUCCCGGGGCAAUCCCCUCUUUUACUGAAGUAAUUUAUAGCUGACAAGUUACAAGGACU
Ficedula albicollis (Collared flycatcher) is the source of this 3273-nucleotide messenger RNA. It is a transcript of the gene GPR137C, whose product is annotated as G protein-coupled receptor 137C. Bases 97 to 1242 code for a protein of 381 amino acids. Gene Ontology annotation, biological process: positive regulation of TORC1 signaling. The transcript has 7 exons. Gene Ontology annotation, cellular component: lysosomal membrane. The record is from RefSeq and is a predicted model, not a curated record. Lineage: Eukaryota; Metazoa; Chordata; Aves; Passeriformes; Muscicapidae.